AAUCCUGAUGAGGUCCCGUAUUAAUGAUUUACAGACAAAACCCCAGAGCUUAAAAGAGAGGGAAGUGGCAAUAAACUGACCCCGUGGGAUCUGCAGCCAUGUCUGGAAAGCCAGUGUGCAUUGGUGAUUUUGAGGAGUAUGCUAAAACCUUCCUCCCCAAAUCCGUGUACGAUUAUUACCGGUCCGGGGCGGAUGACCAGGAAUCACUGGCAGAAAAUGUGGCAGCGUUUUCCAGGUGGAAGCUGUACCCGCGGGUGCUGAGGGAUGUGUCGGAGAUGGACGUGUCCACCUCGGUGCUGGGGCAGCGGGUCUCGGUGCCCGUGUGCGUGGCCGCCACCGCGAUGCAGCGCAUGGCUCACCCCGACGGGGAGACGGCCACUGCCAGAGCCUGCCGGGCCGUGGGGACGGGGAUGAUGCUGAGCUCCUGGGCCACCUCUUCCAUCGAGGAGGUGGCUGCAGCAGCCCCGGGGGGCCUCCUGUGGCUGCAGCUGUACGUGUACAAGGAGCGGGAGGUGGCGGAGUCCCUGGUGAGGCGGGCGGAGCGGGCCGGCUACAGCGGCAUCUUCGUGACGGCCGACACGCCCUACCUGGGCCGGCGCCUCGCCGACGUGCGCAACAAGUUCCAGCUCCCUCCAAACCUCAGAUUAAAAAACUUUCCCGGCAGCGACCUGGCGUUUUCCUCAGGGAGAGACUUUGGAGAGAACAGCGGGCUGGCCGCGUACGUGGCUGAGACCAUUGAUCCAAGUCUCAACUGGGAGGACAUCAAAUGGCUUCGGGGGCUCACCUCGCUGCCCAUCGUGGUGAAAGGCAUCCUCAGGGCUGAUGAUGCUAAAGAAGCUCUAAAGAUUGGGGUAAAUGGUAUCCUGGUGUCAAAUCACGGAGCGCGACAGCUCGAUGGGGUCCCUGCAACUAUUGAUGUGCUGCCUGAGAUCGUCGAGGCCGUGCAGGGGAAGGUGGAGGUGUUCCUGGACGGCGGGGUGAGGAAAGGCACAGAUGUCCUCAAGGCUCUUGCUCUUGGUGCCAGAGCUGUGUUCAUUGGAAGACCUCUGCUCUGGGGGCUGGCUUAUCAAGGUGAAGAAGGAGCAAAAGAAGUUCUCCAGAUGCUGAAGGAGGAGUUUCGCCUGGCAAUGGCACUGACAGGAUGCCGGAGAGUGGAAGAAAUCAGCAGGACACUGAUCCGAAGACAUCAAGUGUUGUCUUCCAAGAUUUAGGUCUGAAGACUUUGCCUCGUGUGUUGCCUGUUUUGCUUCCAGACAAAACCCAACUGUGUUCGCUCUGUGGGCCUCACCCUGCAAUCCUGACUGAGAAGGCACAGCCUGUAGGACGUCACUUCCUGAAGAAAAUACUCAAUGCAAAUUUUACAGGUGUUUCCAAAUGUUUUAGGCUCUUAAGGAAAGCUGCUGUACUGGGAGGUGUGAUUAGAGAUGGGUCUUGGUACAAGAUCGGCACAAGAAACUUCAAGGGGUUUUGCAACCAAUGCUGAUAUUAAUUUCCAUGCCUGGGAGUAACUCAGCUGCUAAAAUGAAACUGUAAACAGGAAUGUUUUGACAGCAAACAGAAACGCUGAAAUUUAAAAUGCAAAAGAUACCUCUUGCUCACUGUUUAGAGAAACUAGACUGGAGAUUGCAGAGAUUAAAUCUUGCUUUCUUAUGAACAGAGUGUCAUUUGCCUGGUGACUCUGUGCUAGGACUUUGUAAGCAGCUGGGCUUGUAGCACGUCGGCUGUAGGACCUCAGAGGACUCUUAGUUGUAAAGAACCAAAGAACAAAGCAAAACAGGGGAAAUUCUGCUGUUUAAGUGGUACAACCCCCCUUGCAAUCAGACAGCUGUUCUGUAUGUGCAUUGGACAUAGGUCAGAUCCUUGGAUGAUGCAAAUCCCCAUAGCCCAAACCAUGCUGGCUGUGCCCAGCUGGAGCUCAGAGUCACAUUUUUCACCUGGAUUCAUUUGCUGACACUGGCAAGGGAAGGCUGAUGCUACCUGGGAGAGUUUGCAGGAUUUGCAGUCAUGUGCAAAAGAGCAACUUGAAUAAUUGAGGCAUUAACCCAUGGCUUGGGAAGGUCCUUGUGACUCUACUCAGUGUCCACGAGCACCCUUCAGACAGAUAAAUCUUGGUCUUAUUCACUCUGCUUAUGAUGAGGGUGCAGAGACACACAGGACCUGCACCUCUGUUCCCUGAACAACCCAAAUACCCUCUGCAAGGAGAAAUUUUGCAAUUAUAAAAAGCCAAGUAGGUAAGACUCCGUUAUUCUCACCUUGGGUAAAACUAAGGGUGGCUCUUCACCUGUCUCACUUGUGGUGCAGGUGUUGAAGUGUUACUGGGAGCAGGGAGAGGCCACUGCACAAAGGUUUUGAAUAUCUUGUUGUGGAAAUUAAAUGUUCAUUUCUAAGGGAGAUUAAAAA
Chiroxiphia lanceolata (lance-tailed manakin) is the source of this 2400-nucleotide messenger RNA. It is a transcript of the gene HAO1, whose product is annotated as hydroxyacid oxidase 1. The transcript is spliced from 8 exons. Gene Ontology annotation, molecular function: FMN binding; oxidoreductase activity. Bases 99 to 1211 code for a protein of 370 amino acids. Lineage: Eukaryota; Metazoa; Chordata; Aves; Passeriformes; Pipridae. The record is from RefSeq and is a predicted model, not a curated record.